CCGAACUGCCCAUGCCCGAUCUAGAACUCGUUUCUUUACCGUGUCCCGAUCCAGCUAGCCCCUGCAGACUUAUCUCGGGUCAUCGCGGGCAUAUAUGCAAAAGUGAAAUAUAGCUUCAAAGUUACAGCCUUAAGGUCAAGUUAAGAAAAUGUAUGAUCGCGCUCCUCGCUCGCUUGCUGUCUGCAUAGGCAGCACGCAGGAAAAUGUGGGCCCGGGAUCUUAUGACCUUCGACAUGAGAAGACUUCGACAACAGGUGGAUAUGCUCCAUUUCUAUCAAUUGCAAAACGAGAUUUCACAUUUGAUAUCCAGCAGACGUUGGUUGCUCCUGGCCCUGGUCACUAUGAUUUAUCCAGCAUAAAGGAUAAGGUGAAAGGAGGACAAACUUUGCAGAACAAAGAACUACGUUUUAAAGAGUAUGUCUCAUCUAUGCCAGGUCCUGGUGAAUAUGACCUACUCGUUGGCGUGGAUAGAGAAGGACCGAGGAAGAAAGAGGUCACUUCUGCUAAACCACAAAAGAGAGUGCUGAGCCAAGUGAAAAGGCAUCCCAAAUCAGGAGCUCCCUCCAUUCCUACACCUGGACAAGCCUUUGGUUAUGAAGAAAAUGAGGAUGGUUCUCUUGUUAGACAACCACCACCUGCAAUGGAUGAUACUUUGGGUCCAGCUUAUUAUCUUCUUAGUAAUAAGGAUACAUAUGCAACACUGAAAUAUAAAGGCGUGCAUUUUGCGAAGUAUUCAGGAAAACGCACAGAAUUUCGGAAUCAAGAGGGACCGGGUCCUGGUGAAUAUGACAUAGAUCCGGAAAGUGCGCUGCAUUAUGAGAAUGUCAACUCUAAGAAGGAAGACAAGAAGAAAUAUGAGCCAUUCAUUCCACGGUAUCACGAAGUAAUCGCAUUACAGGAAGAGAAGAAGGGUGUACCUGGGCCAGGAAACUAUGACAUUAUACGUCAGUUUGAAAAAGAACAAAGACUUUCAAAAUCUGCAAAUAUUCCACAACCACCAUUUCUAUCAAAAGCUGAAAGAUUUCUACCUGUGAAAUCAAUCACCCCAGCCCCGGGCACAUAUAAUGAACAGCGAACAGCUUUUGAGUCCUUGAAGAAAACAUCAAGUUUUGCACAGACUCCGUUUGGCCAAACUGCAGCUCGAUUUACUAAAGAGUCAAGGCUGCAAAAAACACCAGGUCCAGGAUCUUAUAAUAUCUUCAAUUAUGGAAUUGCAAGAGACAUAAUGAAAAAAGCUAACCUCGACAGUGCCAGAAAUGGAGGACUUGGAUCAUCUGCUGCUCGGGCACCUUCUAUAUCAAAGCGUGAUGUGAUCUCAACACCAGGUCCAGCUCACUAUGUUGUCAAGGACAAAAUCGCAGAGCCAUACAAGCAUCGAACUUCUUCUGUAUUUUCGUCAGGAACAGAGAGGCUGAUAUUGAAUACAGAGUUGAAGGAUACACCACCGCCUGGUUCCUAUAACAUUUGUGAAUCAUUUGAAAUAUUGCAUGGUAAAGGCAGAUACAGACCACCCAGGACCCUGCAAGCCAAAAGAAAACAUGCCUCUUUUUUGAGUGGGGCUCCUAGAACCAUUCAGUUGAAGACUGACACUGAAGUGCCAGGACCAGGUGCCUAUAACCCAGUGAUGAAACUGGUCACUCAAGUUGCUUUAUCUGUUCCAAAAGAAGAACGUUUUAAGGAGCCAAAGGAAGACACCCCUGGACCUGGGACUUACGAGCUGAGCUCUGUUUUUAAGGACACCGUGCUUAAGGGGACAUUUAAUGCAACCUUGCCUAACCCAUUCCAGAAUCAAGACGAGAGAAACCCUCUGAAAGACCAAGCAUAUAAGCAACCUUUCACUUUAAGCAUCUGAUUCUUCACCAUUCGCUGUACUGAUCUUCACCAGGACUCUGUAUUAUUGUAGGUGUCUUUCAACUGUCUCUUGCAAUAAAUGUCAGUAUCUACAGCAUCUUCUACCUGCUGAGCCAUGGCUAUGGUUGACCUGAUUCUUCAAAACAAGAAGAGAUAAAUAAGAUUCUUGGAAAUACAUAUUUUUCUCUGUAAUGAAUGACCUUUCUUGUUCAUAUAAAUUGUAUGCUGGUUUCCUUUAAAAAAAA
Molecule: messenger RNA, 2096 nt
Organism: Spea bombifrons (plains spadefoot toad)
Lineage: Eukaryota; Metazoa; Chordata; Amphibia; Anura; Pelobatidae
Gene: STPG2
Product: sperm tail PG-rich repeat containing 2
Exons: 15
Coding region: 149-1852 (567 amino acids)
Source: RefSeq, a predicted model, not a curated record